UCAUUCGUUUAUCAAACUACGAUUUUGAGUACUUUUGCUGAUUUCUAUAAAGUACUUCGGAAAAAUUAUUCAUUCUUUAUGUUCUAAUUAGAUAUUUGGUGAUUUUGUACAUUUUGUACGCAAUUCUUUCGAUAUAUCCAUCAAAAAGAACCAGUUAACCGAAUUGUUUCGAGUGUAGUAUAAAAAUUUACUCAGCUGUUCGAAUGGAUAAAGGAAAUGGUUACGUUGACUAAUUGCUUAUUCUAGAGGAUUAAAGUCGAAGAAUUACGCAAUGAGCAGUUUCAGAAAGAUACCAAAUGUUGUGAAUUUAGCCACUAACAGAGAAAUUAACGAUGACAUAUGUUACGUAUUACAGAAAAAACUUCACGUAACUGAUAAAUUUAUCGACCGUCUGGGACUCGAAAUCGACCUAGAAGGUCAUGAUGGAUGUGUAAAUUGUUUGCAGUGGAAUGACACUGGAAGUUUAUUAGCCUCGGGUUCGGAUGAUACUCAUGUCAUAAUAUGGGAUCCUUUCCAUAAAAAGAAAUUGACCACUCUACCCACCUUUCAUAAUGGGAACAUAUUUUCAGUCAAGUUCAUGCCUCAUACCAAUGAUACCAAAAUAGUUACUGGUGCCGCUGAUUGUAAAAUAUCAGGUAUAGAUGUUGUAACCAAAGAUACAGUGUACGUGUGCAACUGCGCUCGUUCUCGAAUCAAACGCAUCGCCGUCGCUCCCGAUGUACCAGAUUUAUUCUGGAGCGCUUCCGAAGAUGGAAUUAUUCGCCAAGCUGAUAUCCGAAUUCAUCAUACUUGCGACGAAGAUGCGAAAAACGUCAUAAUAAAUUUGAAAAAUCAUCAAGGUGCUUUAGCCGAAGGUAAAUGCAUUACUGUGAACCCAGUUCGAACGGAAAUGUUAGCAGUAGGCUCCAACGAUCCUUAUAUUCGGCUUUACGACAGAAGAAUGAUUAAAGUUACCACGAAUCGAAAAUCUGGCCAAUGGUAUCAGAAAAUCGUCGAAGAUGAAUCCUCUGACAGCUGUAGCGAAUCAGAACUCAAAGAAGCUUGGCGAAUUACUGAUAAUGUAAUUAGCGGUUGUGUUCAAUAUUUUGUACCAGGGCAUCUGCAAAUCAAAAGUGGCUGUAAGAAAGCGGAACAUAAUGCGGUGACUUAUCUUUCGUUCAGUCCUGAUGGCAAAGAUUUACUUGCUAAUCUUGGAAGUGAACAAGUUUACUUAUUCGAUGUUACCAGAAAGCAUCCCGCCAAAUAUUUUACUAUUCCAAGUGUUCCUAUUAUUAAAGAAUAUGAGGCUGUGAACGACUCAAUCCAUGAGAACAACGGCAUGAUUACAGAUACGUGUUUGAACGACGAUAAAACUAACGAUAUUCUACCAAAUGUCAUCGAAGACAUUAAAUUAGCGGCCAAUGAACAUUUCAAAAACGGUGAAUAUCUUAAGGCUAUCAGAAUGUACAAUGACGCUAUUCGUAAAUAUAAAACCAGCGCUGUACUUUUUGGUAAUCGAGCCGCGGCUUACAUGAAAAGAGCAUGGAAAGGUGACAUGUACGCAGCACUACGUGACUGCAGCACAGCUCUGAAAUUAGAUCCUGAUUACAUGAAAGCAUUCUUCAGAUUAGCAAGAUGUUUUCACGAACUGAAGAGAUUCGAAGAAGCUAAAACUUGUUUGGACAUGUUUAAAUCGAAAUUCAUGAAUCACGCGGACAGUCACGCUUGUCGAGCUUUAGAAAAAGAUAUAGAAGAUGCUUGCAAAAAGCAUACGGUUGAAAAAAACCGUAAAAGUUCUAGACACGAUAAUAGGUCAGAACGAUCAGUACUUGUAUCGUUACAAUUAAGUGGGAUUUAUGUGGCGGAUACGAAUUUAGGAUUGCAGGUCUCCAAACCGGAAAAAGUAUGGCGAAAAAAAGCAUCGGAUUACGAGCAUCGUUACUGCGGCCACUGUAAUUCUACCACCGAUAUUAAAGAGGCUAAUUUUUUCGGAAAUGACGGACGAUUCAUUGUAGCUGGCUCGGAUGACGGCUCGAUAUUCUUUUGGGAUCGUUUUACCGAAAAUAAUAUUCGUAUUUUGAAAGGCGAUUCGUCAAUUGUGAAUUGCCUCCAACCACAUCCUUACUAUUGUUUAUUAGCAUCAAGUGGUAUUGAACCUGUUGUUCGAAUAUGGACGCCCAAGCCAGAAGAUGGUAAGGUUAAUGAAAAAGUGGUUCGUGAUCUUGAUUUAGCAGCUGAAAAAAAUCAUAAACGAAUGAAAAAAGAUGAUUUAGAUGUUAUGUUUAUUAGUAAUAGUGGUUCUUCUUCUGAAGAAUCUUCGCAGUUAGAAUGCAGAGCUAGUUAAUGUGCCUUAUAUUUUUUUCUUUUUUUGUAUGCCUAUGAAUAUGUAUUUAUUUUUCCUUAUUUUUAUAAUUAUAUCGAUCGAAGUUUUUGUUCAUUCAAGUACAAAACACCUGUUCGUAUAGGUUACUCAUUUUGUAAAAGUUUCUUUGUUAUUGUUAAUGGAAUGUUAUUAAAAAAUUUUGAAUAUUUUUAUUAAAAGAUUUUUCUGUUCAA
Molecule: messenger RNA, 2535 nt
Organism: Planococcus citri (citrus mealybug)
Lineage: Eukaryota; Metazoa; Arthropoda; Insecta; Hemiptera; Pseudococcidae
Gene: adp
Product: adipose
Exons: 15
Coding region: 272-2323 (683 amino acids)
Biological process (GO): negative regulation of fatty acid biosynthetic process
Cellular component (GO): cytoplasm; Cul4-RING E3 ubiquitin ligase complex
Molecular function (GO): protein binding
Source: RefSeq, a predicted model, not a curated record